This is a messenger RNA of Verruconis gallopava, 1541 nucleotides long. RefSeq lists its product as uncharacterized. The record is from RefSeq and is a predicted model, not a curated record. The transcript has 2 exons. Bases 167 to 1432 code for a protein of 421 amino acids. Lineage: Eukaryota; Fungi; Ascomycota; Dothideomycetes; Venturiales; Sympoventuriaceae.
GUGGAAGCGAUCCAGCCUUGGGCAACCAUGCGUGUUGUUUCUGGGCAUGGAACAAGCCGAGAGGAACAUGUGGGCAGAGAAAAUGACAGGAACGUAAGGCUUUCGCCCAUUUCAACGCCUUGAUUGUCGAGAGAUCAUUCUUGCGCGUUUCGCCCCAACUGCAAAAAUGAUUCUCACAAUCUCCCUUUUGCUUUUACUACUAUUUCGACAUGGCCACGCUCAGCCGGGUCCUACAGGCAGUGAACAGAGUGACAGUGGAACCAAUCAAGUGACUGUCACAUCGGUCAGCACGCUGGCAAUUGUCAUUCUUCCGUCAUACAACUCAUCUUCCUAUACGCCCACGACUUCCUCGUCGUCGAUAACAUCAACCGUCUCAACAACUUCGACCCUUGCGCUUCCUACAGUUCCGUUCACGGGCCAGGCAAUUCUCACCGGAGUCUGCGAUAUACCACAGUAUACACCGCUGGCUUUGCAGGGGGGUGCAGUAAUCGAAGUACCGCUUGUAGGAUGCAGCGAUGAUAGACCUGAAUGCUGCCCGUCCUUGUCCCCGCCCGAAUCCGACAACAGCUCCAGCACGAGCGUUACAUCGUCAUCAUCAUCAUCAUCAUCAUCAUCAUCAUCAACUACCACAGAACAUGUGGUCACAGGUAUAAUCUCAAAGCUCAGUGCGUCGCCUCUCAGCAUAUGCCCUGAUGAUUUUAUCGAUAUUGAUCCGGUAUGCUGUCCAAGGGGAUAUUCCCUCUACCCGCAAGUCCUCAUUGGCGGCAUCACACCCUGUUACAGCAUGCUAACAACGGCAAUGCCCCUGCCCGGAUCCGUAUCCAGCUCUAUUGUAUCUGCAGCCGCGCAGACUGCCUUGACUGCUGCAACUGUCUCUGUCAUUGUCAAUCAAGUGUACGCUCUUGGUCUUCCUUGCGCGGAUGAACCCUCGGGAUCUGGUGGCUUAAGCAAGGGUGAAAAAAUCGGUAUUGGAGUAGGGGCUGGCGUCGGGGGCAUUAUACUUUUCGCUCUGCUGUUCAUAGCGGGUAUGUUCGUUCACAAGUCAAUUCUGAGAAGAAAACAGCGGAAAGCUUCUUCGGCAUCCCAAAUACAAGACGACAAGAACGAGGCCCCAAAACUCUAUUCGACAACUUCGACAGCGGGAAUGGCGGCGCCUUCGUCGCCGCAAAUGUCACAUAACCUCCCCAAUGCCAUGAUGUACGGGUUUCCCCCAUAUGCCAACUACAACGCGGAUGGGGCUCAUACCAGUUGGAUGUCUCACUCAACUGGGCCUCCGCAAUACAGGCCGCCAACGGUCGAAAUCGAAGCGCAGCCGAUAUUCGAGGCUGAUGCUGACGCAAAAGUGGCAAGCUUGCCGGGUAACGAGCCUCCUCUCAGUAGCGAGAGCCGUUUCCCGCUCCGAAAUAGCGUUGGAAAUACAGUCAGGCAGUAAGGAGCUCAACGAUCCAAUGUGUCAAUGUUAAAAGUACUACGUUCUCUUUUUAAUGUAGUUCUCCGUUUAAUAUUUCAUAGCAUUCUAAAGACAUUGCUGUUGAAACCCG